This is a messenger RNA of Saccoglossus kowalevskii, 317 nucleotides long. Its product is annotated as choline transporter-like protein 2. Gene Ontology annotation, molecular function: transmembrane transporter activity. Gene Ontology annotation, biological process: transmembrane transport. Lineage: Eukaryota; Metazoa; Hemichordata; Enteropneusta; Harrimaniidae. The record is from RefSeq and is a predicted model, not a curated record. Gene Ontology annotation, cellular component: membrane.
GUAUAAUACUGAGUGUCAUUACCCUUAUUAUGGUGUUAUUACUUAUAUUCCUGUGCAACCGAAUACGUAUCGCUAUUGCGUUAAUCAAAGAAGGCAGUCGGGCCGUGUCAACCAUGAUGUUCACGCUAAUCUGGCCGGUCAUACCGUUCUUUCUCGAAGUCAUUAUAUUUGUUGUAUGGGCCAUCAUGGCUGUGUACCUCGCAACAUCGGGACAACCGGUGUACAUGGUUGGAGAAGUCCCAAAUAACUACAAUGGUAGUGCUUUCACUAAUGGCACAGAGUGUGACCCCGAAGUAAGUUCUAAUUUGUUCUCAUAA